AUGAAGUCCGAUCCUUCUCAGUUCAGCUCGGUCUUCCAGCCCUUCUGCUCUUCUUACCUCAGCUACUCUACUGUUCCUACAGUCACCAUCACUGCCACUUCUACAGUCGCACCCGUGGCUACUUCGACUGCGUACGCCACUUCUACCGCACCUGCCAUGCGCAAGCGUGAUGAUGGCGAUGAGUCCGAUUACUUCCCCGGCUUGACGACCAACUCAACCAACGCCGUCCCUGCCGUUUACGAUUCCAACAAGAACGUCACUUGGUACCUGCCCGUUGAGUCCAUCGAUUCUGAUGAUUCUGCAAACUCUACCGCUGCUCCUGCCAAGCGCGAUAUCUCAACGCCUUCUGUUUUGACCAAGUAUCCUGCUACCGUCAUCUCUUCGGCUUGCGCUAUGCAAGUCAGCCAAAACACUGUUGCCUCGACUGUUACAGUCAAUGCGACCACUACCCUUGCUCCAUCGACCAUUAUCACCACGAUCGUGACCACCGUCACAGCCAGUGCCUCGACCACUAGCUCUUCGACCUCGUCUACUAGCUCUUCUUCUGCUGCGGCUACCACCGCCGCAAACUUGAAACUCCGCGUCUCUUCCUCAGGCACCAGCGCCGAUGGACAAGAACUCGAGUUCGAUUCUUCCACUGCCGCUUCAGGCUAUUCUAAUGUCUACAUCAACUACUACACCUACUCAGGCCUUCUCCACGGCUCUGCCAUCACCCCCGGCUUCUACCUUGACCCUUCUACAGGCUACCUCAAAGACAAGAAAUACGGCUACAUCAUGGCAGUCUACAACAGCUUCUUCCCUGGCACUGGCUUGGCAUACACAGUCAUGUUCUUCCCCGCCAACAAGGUCAAGGCUAAUGGAUACAUCCCUGUUACCUGCAGCGGUUCCUCGGUGCUCAAGUGCUCGGCUAAGAACUCUGCUGGCUCUGUUCUUGAUAAUGUUUUCAUUCAUCCUCAGGUCGCUCUUACUGGUGAUGUUUACUGGUCGUUGAGACUUGGUGAUGAUAACUACAUUCCUCUGUUGGGCGAUUCUGCUGCUCAGAUUGGAUUCCAGUAA
Aureobasidium melanogenum CBS 110374 is the source of this 1056-nucleotide messenger RNA. RefSeq lists its product as uncharacterized. The coding region runs from base 1 to 1056 and encodes 351 amino acids. The transcript has a single exon. Lineage: Eukaryota; Fungi; Ascomycota; Dothideomycetes; Dothideales; Saccotheciaceae. The record is from RefSeq and is a predicted model, not a curated record.